AUGUGCGGAGACGCGGACGAGUGCGUGGCGGACCUGGCGGAGUUCCCCGCGCUGAGCGCGCGCAGCCGUUCCGCCAGCGCGCGGAAGCUCGCGUGCCUGGCGCACAACUACCUGCGCCCGUGGAUGGGCAUUCCGGGCAUCUCCGCGGGCAUGGGCGCGCGGGGAAUGAUCAAUCCCGCGAUGCUGCAGCAGAUGGGCACCAUGGCGAACGUCCUGUCUUGCGCGGGCCACGUGCGCAUCGUUCGCGGGAAGAUAUUCUUCCGAUUCGGCAACUUCGAGUUCGACUGGUACCGCCUCAGGCGAUUCGUCUUCUCCGUCAAGAUGAUUCAGGAUGCGAUACGCGAAUACAAGCUACACAACCUGAACGCGGAAUUCUUCCUCAAUACAUGCGACAUGUACAUUAGCAAAGCCAGCAGCGUCGCCAAGCCGCUAGCAGGGCUUCCCAUUUUCAGCGUGCACGGCGCACCAGGCAGCAUCGAUAUUCUUUAUCCUGACCCAGUCGACCUCAGCAGCAACUAUUUCCGGGAAGCAGAAGAUGAGAUUCCGUGGGAGCAGAAGGAGAGCCGAGCUGUGUUCCGAGGUGGCAUGACAAAUUACAAGGUCGUCUACCCCAAGCACUGGCGGGGCAGCCCUCGAUUCCGCGUGCACAGGAUGUCGGACGUUCGGCCGGACCUGCUGGAUGCCAGGGUAGUGGGGGGAGUGGACCCUGAGUACCGUGCAGGACUCCGGCAAGAUGCCAUCUCAUUCGGUAAACGCCUAGGCCCAUCAGACCUCCAGAGCUACAAGUACGAACUCGACGUGGACGGCGGCACGGGCAGUGGGCGAGUGUGCGGCGUGCUGGCGAGCAGUCAGAUGCUGAUCAAGCAGGCCAGCGAGUACACUCAGUUCUUCGACCCACUCAUGUGCCCGUUCCGGCACUUCCUGCCCACGCACCGGUUCUUCUCGGACCUGUUCGGGCAGAUUGAGUGGGCGAGGCGGAAUGAUGGCGAGGCGAGGCGGAUUGUUCGGCAAGCGAACGAGCUCGCCAGUGACGUGUGCACCUUUGAUGGCAGGCGCCUAUACUGGGCCAUCCUGCUGGCCAAAUACUCUGUCUCUGCACUAGAGGACAACCGCAACAUCACGCAGCCGGCACUGUUCACGUGCACUGCGCCGCCCACCCAAGGAGACGUGGACGGCCCCAAGAGCCAGACGAGGAGGCCGCCGCCCAGAUGGCCGCCCAGAUGUGACAGUGUGGACGCAGAGAGCCAGCCGCCUUGUACUCAUUAUUGCAUAGGGCCUCUGGAGGACGAGAGCAAGUGGAAGUGGCUAACUGUAGAUGCGCUUGAUGGCAUUGAGGUGUACAAACCUCACAACAAGCGCAUCAACUUCCAAGAUAUGCUCCCGUCGCUCUACAUCUCUUCUUCUCACAGUAACCAUCGCGUUGCUCUCGCGCUCAUAUUGAAUCGCCUUUCCGUCGCCCUUCCUCCCCCUCCUAUCACCCACUUCGUCGCCGUCACGCGCGCCUCAAAUCGCCCACCCUCGCCCCUACCGUCGCCAUCACCCUCGCGAUCUCCUCUCACAUCCCGUCGCCUUUCCUCUCUUGUUGCCCUUCCUCACUCCUGUCGCCAGUUCGCUAUCCCGUCGCCCUUCCUCUCUCUCGCCGCCCUUCCUGUCUCCCGUUGCCCUUCCUCCCCUGUCGCCCUUCUUCUCUCUCUCCUCCCGCCGCCCUCGCGUCUCAUCGCGAUCGCGUUCCCACCACACUCCCGUCACCCUCCGUCCUCGAUCCUGUGGCCUCGCUCUCUCCCAUCCCUUUCCGCCGCCCUCACUCUCUCCCCUGCCAUUCCGUCGCCCUCGUUCUCUCCCCUCCCUUUCCGCCGCCCUCGCUCUCUCCCCUCCCUUUCCGUCGCCCUCGCUCUCUCUCAUCCCUUUCUGUCGCCCUCGCUCUCUCCCCUCCCUUUCAGUUGCCCUUGCUCUCUCCCCUCCCUUUCCGUCGCCCUCGCUCUCUCCCCUCCCUUUCCGUCGCCCUCGUUCUCUCCCCUCCCUUUCCCUCGCCCUCGCUCUCUCUCAUCCCUUUCCGUCGCCCUCGUUCUCUCCCCUCCCUUUCCGCUGCCCUCAUUCUCUCCCCUCCCUUUCCACCGCCCUCGCUCUCUCCCCUCCCUUUCCGUCGCCCUCGUUCUCUCCCCUCCCUUUCCGUUGACCCUUGCUCUCUCCCCUCCCUUUCCGUCGCCCUCGCUCUCUCCCCUCCCUUUCCGUCGCCCUCGUUCUCUCCCCUCCCUUUCCGUUGACCCUUGCUCUCUCCCCUCCCUUUCCGUCGCCCUCGCUCUCUCCCCUCCCUUUCCGUCGCCCUCGCUCUCUCUCAUCCCUUUCCGUCGCCCUCGCUCUCUCCCCUCCUUUCCGUCGCCCUCAUUCUCUCCCCUCCCUUUCGUACUUGCUAUCUCCCCUAGCAUUCCCGAUGGUUCACAUGUUGUUAUUGCCGCCCUAGCAGGCCUAUGUCUAAGGCCUUAG
Molecule: messenger RNA, 2484 nt
Organism: Closterium sp. Yama58-4
Lineage: Eukaryota; Viridiplantae; Streptophyta; Zygnematophyceae; Desmidiales; Closteriaceae
Source: the annotation of a GenBank genome assembly